This is a messenger RNA of Helianthus annuus (common sunflower), 2934 nucleotides long. Its product is annotated as putative pentatricopeptide repeat-containing protein At5g13230, mitochondrial. The record is from RefSeq and is a predicted model, not a curated record. Gene Ontology annotation, molecular function: zinc ion binding; protein binding; RNA binding. The transcript has a single exon. Gene Ontology annotation, biological process: RNA modification. Bases 165 to 2663 code for a protein of 832 amino acids. Lineage: Eukaryota; Viridiplantae; Streptophyta; Magnoliopsida; Asterales; Asteraceae.
ACCAAGCGCAUGGUCCACAUAUUCAGAUUCAGGCCCAAUACCACAUGUAGCAUCUUAACAUCUUACUUUGUAGAUUGCAUAGCCUCAACAAGGAGCUGAAUCUUCUUUCAAAAUCAUGAAUUUCCCGCAAAAAUAAACCCCUUUGUAUUUCUUUCACAAAACCCAUGAUCAUCAGAUUAUAUUCUCGUUACAGAACACGGGUAACGACCAAUUUGCUAUCAACCCCUUCUCUGAAUCAUUGCUCACAAUGUGGGUUUUCUUCACCCCUAUCCACCUCCACCCAAUUGACUCAACAACAAGUAAAUUGCAUCCCACAAAUCCCCAAUUUGGAUGCUCAUACAGGUGCCCGAUUUCUCCAAAAUUGCAUCAUCAAUGGCGACUUAGCUUCAGGAAAGACCCUUCAUUGUCACUUCUUGAAAACCGGUGGUGGGUUGGACUUGUUUGGGUGGAAUAUACUCUUGAAUUUGUACGUAAAGUCGGAGCUUUUAUCGGAUGCACGUAACCUGUUCGACGAAAUGCCUAGCAGAAAUACAGUUUCUUUUGUUACAUUAAUUCAAGGGUUUUCAGAGUUCCCAGAUGUUGAAUCUGUUAAAUUGUUUGUCCGGUUACAUCGAGAAGGUCACGAGCUUAACGCGUAUGUUUUCACUACCGUUUUGAAGCUACUUGUGAACAUGGAGUGUGGUGAGUUAGCUGCAAAUGUUCAUGGGAUAAUUUAUAAACUAGGUCAUUGUUCUAAUGCUUUUGUUGGCACUGCACUUCUUGAUGCUUAUUCAUCUUGCGGGUGUGUUCGUAUGGCAAGAGACGUUUUCGAUUGUAUUUCUUGUAAGGACAUGGUAUCAUGGACCGGGAUGAUUACAUGUUACGCUGAAAACGGUUGUUUUAAAGAUGCAUUCUGUUUCUUUUCUCAAAUGCGCAUGCUUGGGUUUAAUCCUAACAACUUCACACUUGCUAGUUUGUUCAAGGCUUGUCUUGGCCUUGAGGAAAUCGAAGUGGGUAAGAGCGUUCACGCAUGCGUUAUCAAAACUUGCUACGAGACCGAUCCGUACGUCAGUGUUUCAUUGCUUGAUCUAUACACCAAGUCGAGCGACAUUGAAGCUGCACGCCGUGUGUUUGAAGAAAUACCAAAAAAAGACGUGAUCCCUUGGAGUUUCAUGAUUGCGCGAUAUUCUCAGAGUGACCGAUGCGAAGAGGCCGUGAGACUAUUUUGUAGAAUGAGACGGGAACCCGCUGUUCCUAACCAGUUUACUUUUGCUAGCGUCUUGCAAGCGUGUGCAACAAUGGGGAAUUUAACCUUGGGGAAGCAGAUUCAUUGUCACGUACAAAAGGUCGGUCUUGAUUUGUUUGUACAUGUAUCAAAUGCUCUUAUGGAUGUUUAUGCUAAAUGUGGAUUAAUAAACAACUCGAUCGAACUGUUUAGAGAAUCAGAGAACAAGAAUGAGGUGUCGUGGAACACACUGAUUGUCGGUUAUGUGAAUUUACGGAAUUGGGAUAUGGCACUAACUCUAUUCUCCGAUAUGCUAAACGAUCACGUUCAGUUAACCGAGGUGACAUACUCGAGUGUUCUUUGUGCUUGUGCUAACUUAACGGUUUUAGAAACAGGAGCUCAGAUACAUUCUUUAACAAUCAAAACCCUAUUUGAAAACAAUGUCAUAGUCGCGAACGCUUUAAUAGACAUGUACGCCAAAUGCGGCAACAUUAAGCAUGCCCGUUUAGCGUUCAACAUGAUUCGCCAGAAAGACGUGGUGUCAUGGAAUGCAAUGAUUUCCGGUUAUUCCAUGCAUGGUCUCGGUAAUGAGGCUCUGCAUAUGUUUAACAUGAUGCGUAAAACAAACGUCAAACCCGACCAGUUAACAUUUGUCGGUGUCCUUUCGGCAUGCAGCAACGUAGGGUUGUUAAACGAAGGAGAAGCGUAUUUUACUUCCAUGGUUAAUGAUUAUUCUAUCGAACCGUGUAUGGAGCAUUAUACGUGUAUGGUAUCACUCUUCGGGAAACUCGGUCAACUAGUCAAAGCGGUGGAUUUAAUUAAUCAAAUUCCCGGUGAACCGAGUGUAAUGGUGUGGCGCGCUUUACUUGGAGCAUGUGUGAUCCACAAAGAUCUUGAAUUGGGUGAAUUAUCCGCUAAACGUGUUCUUGAAUUGGAACCGCAAGAUGAGUCAACGUACGUGCUACUGUCAAACAUGUACGCCAGUGCAAAACGGUGGGACAAUGUAGCGUUGGUUAGGAAAAAUAUGAAGCGGAAACGAGUGAAAAAGGAGCCCGGUCUUAGUUGGAUUGAGAAUCAGGGUAUAGUUCAUUAUUUUACAGUCGGUGAUUCUUCACAUGAAGAUAUUAGAUUAAUCUACGGGAUGUUGGAGUGGUUGAAUUUGAAAGUCAAGAAAGCGGGUUAUGUAUGUAAUGCUGAUGUCAUAUUACUCGACGUAGAAGAUGAUGAGAAAGCGCGGUUAUUGUGGGUGCAUAGUGAGAGGUUAGCUUUAGCGUUCGGGUUAGUUAGUACACCGUCAGGAUGCCCGAUUCGUAUUAUGAAAAAUCUUAGAAUAUGUUUGGACUGCCAUGUUGUCUUCAAGUUUAUAUCGAAGAUUGUGAAGCGGGAAAUUGUUGUUAGAGAUAUAAAUCGGUUUCAUCACUUUGAAGAUGGGGUUUGCUCUUGUGGCGAUUAUUGGUGAAUCCACAAGCAUGUAAAAUUAUGUUACUUUAUGAAUGAUUAUUCUGGCAUUGAUGUCUUGUGGGAAAUUUUCCUUUGUUGAAGAAGGUAGCAAAACUUGUUCUGUGUCGUCUGUGAUAGGGAUGUUUACGGUCCGGUUUGGUCGGCUAGAUAAUGUAAACCAAACCGGCUGGGUUGGUUUGGUUGGCCAAAAGGGUUUAGUUUUGGCGGUUUGGAUUGGAUUUUUAAGUUUUCAUUUUUUUCUAAAUCUGUAUAGAAUCGUUAAAAAUCAA